AUGCCUCGCAUGUCAACUGAUACCGGUUCUCGGCGGAAAUCCUGUGUCGGGUGCGCCCAAGGUAAACGACGGUGCAAUCGCCAAACUCCGCAGUGUGCCCGAUGCUUGGCACGUGGACUGGAAUGCACCUACGUCAAUAAUCAUGCCAUAUCCACUCGAAAGCGCCAACAGCAAACCACAGCACAGUCUCCAUACUUCCCAACGAUAGAGUCAUCGUCGCAAUCUAUAGAUGAUCUUCUGUCUUCUUUGCCCCCCGACGAGCUCACUCUCUUGGGUGAUGCAGACUUUCUCGCCUCGUGGCUACCUCCUAGUCCUACUCUCUUCGCCGUCCCUACAUUACUUCCCGCUGGUGACUUUCCAGAGGUCGUUGUGAUAGACAGAUGGUCUACAAAGCAGCUCCUGCGAGGUCUGAAAAGUUACCCGGAAAUGUUUGUUCGGUCUCGCAACACUCCCUUCAUUCAUCAUCGCCUUUACGGCGUGUCUCUUCCAGACGCGAUGCAAGAUGCGUUCAUGGUGUCGGCUUCCUACUAUAGUAGAACACCAGAGACAGAAGACACAGUUCUUCAGAUCCUCGAAACCAAAUCGGCAAAUCUAGCCCGAAGUUACCACACCACACAGGAAGAACUCCUCGCCGCGGUCCAAGCCUUGAUGCUCCUCCACAUCAUUCAGCUGUUCGACGGCGACGUCCGACAACGUGUCCUGGCAGAGCAGAACAUGAAUACUUUGCGCGCGUGGACUAUGCAGCUUCAAGUUCGUGCCGGUGAACUCGGACCGAUGCCAACAUGGCAGGAAUGGAUUUUCACAGAAAGCGUUCGGCGAACGGUCAUCAUUUCCGUGCUGAUCGAGGGACUUUAUUCGAUGUUAAAGACGGGAAGUUGUAGGAUUGUGAGGCAGUUGAGUGUCAUGCCCUUCACGUCCGGUACUUCGUUCUGGAACAUCAGUAGCGAUGCGUCGUGGAUUGCGGAGUCGUAUCGUUUGGGUUCGGAUACCGUGCUUUACGGGGAUUUUUCGAGGGCUUUUGAGAUAGGGCGGAUGUCCCGGAAACUGGAUGCUUUUGAGAAAUUACUGCUUGCGCCUUGUAUAGGCGAGCGAGACAGAGAAAUACUUGAGCUAGAAGAUUCAUGA
This is a messenger RNA of Aspergillus affinis, 1125 nucleotides long. RefSeq names its product Zn(II)2Cys6 transcription factor domain-containing protein. The transcript has a single exon. Bases 1 to 1125 code for a protein of 374 amino acids. Gene Ontology annotation, biological process: regulation of DNA-templated transcription. Gene Ontology annotation, molecular function: DNA-binding transcription factor activity, RNA polymerase II-specific; zinc ion binding. The record is from RefSeq and is a predicted model, not a curated record. NCBI's taxonomy places the organism in Eukaryota, Fungi, Ascomycota, Eurotiomycetes, Eurotiales, Aspergillaceae.